AUGACCGUCACAAAUGACCUGAUCCAUCGCGGAUCAUCUAACAUGGCGCUCGAAGACAGAUUCGAGGUCCUCAAGGAGAUUGGCGAUGGCAGCUUUGGCAGUGUCGUGCUGGCUCGCACGAGAACUGCUGGUGCCAGUGUCGCUCGUCGUGGCACAGUGAUCGCCAUCAAAACAAUGAAGAAGACAUACGAGUCAUUCGGCCCGUGUCUGGAGCUUCGCGAGGUUGUGUUUCUUAGGACUCUUCCACCGCACAGCCACUUGGUCCCUGCUUUGGACAUCUUCCUCGAUCCAUUCAGCAAGAAGCUCCACAUUGCCAUGGAGUACAUGGAAGGCAACCUUUACCAGCUCAUGAAGGCCCGCGACCACAAAUGCCUUGAUAACAGCAGCGUCAAGAGCAUUCUCUUCCAGAUCAUGCAAGGUCUCGAGCACAUCCACGCUCACCACUUCUUUCACCGCGACAUCAAGCCAGAGAACAUUCUUGUCACCACCUCUGGGCACAUGGAUUCUGCCAAUUCUUUCCGGCGGUACUCAGCACUAAUGACACCACCGUCCACGCCGCCCACGUACACAGUCAAGAUUGCCGAUUUCGGCCUCGCUCGCGAAACCCACUCGAAGUUGCCUUACACUACCUACGUUUCGACAAGAUGGUAUCGUGCCCCCGAAGUGCUGCUCAGAGCGGGCGAGUACUCAGCCCCUGUGGAUAUCUGGGCCGUCGGUGCCAUGGCUGUCGAGAUUGCGACACUGAAGCCUCUUUUCCCUGGCGGCAACGAGGUCGACCAGGUUUGGCGUGUAUGUGAGAUCAUGGGCAGCCCCGGCACUUGGUACAAUAAGCAAGGUGGUCGUGUAGGAGGCGGCGACUGGAAGGAAGGAACCCGUCUCGCUGGCAAAUUGGGCUUCUCAUUUCCCAAGAUGGCUCCUCAUGCCAUGGACACUAUCCUUCAGGCUCCCCAGUGGCCUGCGUCUCUGAGCCACUUCGUGACUUGGUGUUUGAUGUGGGACCCUAAGAGCCGUCCGACAUCGACGCAGGCUAUGGCACACGAAUACUUUAGCGACGCCGUGGAUCCUAUGCGUCCACGCUCCUCCGCAUCACGGAUUCUUGGCCGCAAGCAGUCCGAUCUCGGCCGCAAAGAGAGCACGACCACACCGCCGACCUCUGGUAAGCCAUCAUGGUUCAGAAAGUCUCUCAUCGGUCGUUCGGAGACGACAGAAAUCACGUCCGCGCCCGCCGCCGUCAAGGAGUCGCCAACAGCUGCCCGUCCCGCUCCUCUUGCGCACGCAAACAGCGUACAAGAGGUGUCGAAUUCCAAGGUUCGCCCGGCGCCCAGCAAGCGCAGCACCUGGAACAACGGCCCAUCAAAUGGUGCCCCAAUCCACAUCUUGCCAACAAUCCGGCCAAUCUCUCCUCUAUCGGAUGCGGUCACUGCACAGGGUUCGAACAACAGAACCCAAGCUGCUAUGGAUGCUGCUAUCCAGGCUGCCGAGGAGAAGUCCAAGAAGAUUGGCAGACAGCUCUCGGUCAACUCGAGCAACAACAACUACGCUGACAUUCACCGGCAGCAAGCAGAGCGCGCGCUCAACGGCCAGACUGGCCUUGUGUCACCACCUAGUGCCCACAAGGAGAGUUUUUUCUCGCACCUUCGCAAGCGUGCGCGCCGUUUCUCCGGAAGACACCAAACACCCGUGUCUCCCAAAUACGACGACUUUGAGCCGCAGGCGGGCUGCGGACCAUGGGCCAGCAACCGGUCCUCCAUGGUUGUCGACUCGCACGGCUCAACUACCAAGGUGGACAACUACGAUUCGCUUGACAAGGCCGUCCAGGGCGCCGAGCAGGCGCCCGCACCGCCGGCUCACUUGGUCACGCCAACCAGCAAUCUCAAGCGCCACCACUCACUGCCUCAGCAUCAGCCUCGCUCAGUCGACAACCUGAUUGGGGCAGCUCGCACAGCUGGACCCGUCUCGAGCCGAACGAGGCGCGCCCAAGGCGGCCACGGCGUUCCGGGUGAUGCUUUGGACGAGGAGGACGAGCUCCUCGACGAAGUCCUGAACUCCACUCACCGCGCCAUGAAGAAGCUGGACAACGCCCGCCCUCUCAGGCAAUCGCAGAGCAACGUGGUUCUGUCCAACCCCUACCCAACACCUUCGCCAUCUGCCAGUAACAAUGUCAUGCUUUUCGGCGAUGGCAAGGAGGCUGUCACACCCAAGCCUCUGAAUCUUCACAAGAAGCAAUCUGUGGAGAACAAGUGGCCUACACCUCCCUAUGAGGAGAGCGAGUGGGCUGCGUCUGCCUCUGCGAGCAUCUGGGCUGCAGGCAACCGCUUCUGA
Microdochium trichocladiopsis is the source of this 2322-nucleotide messenger RNA. Its product is annotated as serine/threonine-protein kinase MAK. The record is from RefSeq and is a predicted model, not a curated record. Gene Ontology annotation, molecular function: protein serine/threonine kinase activity; ATP binding. The coding region runs from base 1 to 2322 and encodes 773 amino acids. Gene Ontology annotation, biological process: protein phosphorylation; intracellular signal transduction. Lineage: Eukaryota; Fungi; Ascomycota; Sordariomycetes; Xylariales; Microdochiaceae. The transcript is spliced from 2 exons. Gene Ontology annotation, cellular component: cytoplasm; nucleus.